CGCCGCCCCCGGAGGCUACUUCGAGACUCCUUUUAAUUUUGGCAUGAAUCAUAGAACACCACCGUAUCCUGCCGGGGAUUAUUGUCUUCUGUGCAGAAGUGAGCGGAAGGACUCUUCAUUCUUAGAGAGUGGAAUUAAGACUGCGAGCAAAUUGGCCCUCUCCAUGGCUCCCAAGGGCAACAGCGUGCUGCACCUGCCCCUGUGGGUGUGCCCGGACUGCCGGCGGACUGUGGAGAAGGAGGAGCGGCACAGCAGCCUUGACCAGCCGUCGGGCCAAGACUUUCUUCUUCACUCCCCUCUUGGCGGGUCCCAGCCGGAGGCAGGCGGCGGGAGGCUAGCCCUUGGUGCGCAGACGCUGCCCUCGGCGGGGCUGGGCGCUGCCCCCUCAGACUCCUCGUGUGCCUGUGAGGCCUGCAGCGAGCGCAGAGAGAUUUCAGCAGAGACGGACCGUGAACCUCAGCAGCUGCAGAACUACUGGUCAGAAGUGCGCUACACGGUCCGCUGCAUUUACCGCCAGGCGGGGACCCCGCUGGCCGACGACCAAGACCAGAGCCUCGUGCCCGACAAGGAGGGGGUGAAGGAGCUCGUGGAUAGGCUCUGCGAAAGGGACCCCUACCAGCUGUACCAGCGGCUGGAACAACAAGCCAGAGAGUAUGUGCUGGAGAUGAAGGUCCGACUGCUCCGGCAGCUGUCGGCGGCGUCCAAGGUGAAGGCGCCGUCCGCCCUGCAGGGCCCUCCACAGGCUCACCAGUUCAUCUCUCUCCUCCUCGAGGAGUACGGUGCCCUCUGCCAGGCGGCACGCACGAUCAGCACCUUCCUGGGCACGCUGGAAAAUGAACACUUGAAAAAGUUCCAGGUGACAUGGGAACUGCAUAAUAAGCAUCUGUUUGAAAAUCUGGUCUUUUCGGAGCCACUUCUUCAGAGCAACUUGCCAGCACUGGUGUCACAGAUCAGGCUGGGAACCACGACACAUGACACGUGCAACGAGGACACAUACAGCACCUUACUGCAGCGGUACCAGCGCUCCGAGGAGGAGUUGCGCAGGGUGGCCGAGGAGUGGCUGGAAUGCCAGCAGAGGAUUGAUGCUUACGUCGACGAGCAGAUGACAAUGAAAACCAAACAGCGCAUCCUGACAGAGGACUGGGAGCUUUUCAAACAGAGGCGAUUCAUUGAGGAGCAGCUAACCAACAAGAAGGCAGUCACUGGCGAGAACAACUUCACGGAUGCCAUGAGGCACAUGCUGUCGUCCCGGCUCAGCAUGCCCGACUGCCCCAACUGUAACUACAGGAGAAGAUGUGCUUGUGAUGACUGCAGCCUCUCACACAUCCUCACUUGUGGUGUUAUGGACCCCCCCGUCACUGGCGACAUCCACAGUCACCAGCUGCCCCUCCAAGUGGAUUCUGCUCCUGACUAUCUCUCUGAGAUGCGUCCACCUAGCGUGUCCUCAGCAAGCUCAGGGUCAGGCUCCAGCUCUCCCAUUACAAUUCAGCAACAUCCCAGACUCAUCCUCACAGACAGUGGCUCUGCACCAACUUUUUGUAGUGACGAUGAAGACGUUGCACCGUUGUCAGCUAAAUUUGCUGAUAUUUAUCCACUGAGUAACUACGAUGAUACCGAGGUGGUGGCCAGUAUGAAUGGAAUCCACAGCGAGCUGAACGGUGGCGGGGAAAACAUGGCCCUGAAAGAUGAGUCCCCUCAGGUAAGCAGUACCAGCAGCAGCUCUUCAGAGGCCGACGACGAGGAGGCAGAUGGCGAGAGCAGUGGGGAGCCGCCGGGAGCCCCAGAGCAAGAUGGAGCUCUAGGCAGUGGGAGUCCCAGGAAUGAGGAGAGGAAAGCGGACAGUCCACCCCCGUCUUACCCUACUCAGCAGGCUGAACAAGCUGCAAACGCUUGUGAAUGUCAUGUUUGUAAGCAAGAAGCUUCCGGACUGACGGCAUCAGCGAUGACCGCAGGAGCCCUUCCCCCAGGCCAUCAGUUCCUAAGCCCCGAGAAGCCCACACACCCUGCCCUGCAUCUGUACCCCCACAUCCAUGGACAUGUGCCUCUGCACGCCGUCCCGCACCUGCCCCGCCCUCUCAUCCACCCCACCUUGUAUACGGCGCCCCCCUUCGCACACAGUAAGGGUUUACCGCCAGCCCCUGUUCCGAAUCCCGCAAACAAGCAUCAGGUAUUCAACGCGUCUCUUCAAGACCAUAUUUAUCCGAGCUGUUUUGGGAACACUCCAGAGUGGAACAGUUCUAAGUUUAUAAGUCUUUGGGGAUCAGAAGUGAUGAAUGAUAAGAACUGGAAUCCUGGCACUUUCUUGCCAGAUACAGUUUCUGGGAGUGACAUACUAGGACCAACACUCUCAGAAACAAGACCCGAAGCCCUUCCACCCCCAUCUAGUGGUGAAACGCCUGUGGUUUCUGAGAGCAAGGAGAAAAAAAAUGCUGCGAAAAAGAAAUGCUUGUACAAUUUCCAAGAUGCUUUCAUGGAAGUGAACAAAGUCGUGAUGGCCACAUCGUCAGCCACGUCCUCCGUGUCUUGCACGGCCACCACAGUGCAGUCCAGCAACAGCCAAUUCAAAGUGUCAUCCAAAAGGCCUCCUUCCAUAGGUGAGGUGUUCCACGGCGUCAGCAAGGAGGAUCCCCGACACGCGGUGCCGGCCGCCCCAAGGAACAGCCCCACAGGCCUGGCGCCACUUCCUGUGCUUGGCCCAGCCUCCUCGCCGCAUCUGGCUGGACUCGCAGCCCCCGCCUUCCCCAGCAGUGCCGCCGCGUCCCCAGGCUUCGUGGAGCCUCGCAAGAGCUUUUGUCCGGCCCCAGGAGCCCCCCCGCCCCCCACGACCGAUGGCCCCCUCAGCGCCCCUCCCAGCGUGUGCAGCGACCCUGACUGCGAGGGCCACCGCUGCGAGAAUGGCGUGUACGACCCGCAGCAGGACGACGGGGAUGAGAGUGCGGACGAGGACAGCUGCUCCGAGCACAGCUCCAGCACCUCCACCUCCACCAACCAGAAGGAGGGCAAGUACUGUGACUGCUGCUACUGUGAGUUCUUCGGGCACGGCGGGCCUCCGGCCGCGCCGACAAGUAGAAACUACGCAGAGAUGAGGGAGAAGCUUCGUUUGCGGCUGACCAAGAGGAAGGAAGAGCAGCCUAAAAAGGCAGACCAGCUCUCGGACAGAGAGAGUGUGGUUGACCAUCGAAGGGUGGAGGACCUACUGCAGUUCAUCAACAGCUCGGAGACCAAGCCUGUGAGCAGCACUCGAGCCGCCAAGCGAGCCAGACACAAGCAGAGGAAGCUGGAGGAGAAGGCUCGCUUGGAAGCAGAGGCCCGGGCCCGGGGGCACCUCCACCUCCGUGAGGAGCAGAGGCAGCAGGAGGAGGAGGAGGAAUUUCAGCGGCUUCAGGAGCUUCAGAAGCUGAGGGCCGUGAAAAAGAAGAAGAAGGAGAGGCCAAGUAAAGACUGUCCCAAGUUGGACAUGCUUGCUAGAAACUUCCAGGCAGCAGCAGAGUCUGUAUCUAACUCUGAAAACAUGCACAAUGGCUCACUAGAGCAAACGGAAGAACCGGAAACCUCAUCUCACUCUCCUGCCAGACAUGGGGACCACACAGAGCCCAGGCCGGGGCCUGGGGCUGACGGGGACGCUGCCAGCCCCGUGGACUCCAGGGACUCCAGGCUCCUCCUCCCAAAAGAGGUCAGUGCAAAGCAACAGGAGCCGCUGUCUUUUCUCCUUGACAUGGUGCAUCAGCACAAAGAAGGGAGCGGCAAGCAGAAGCUCAAGCAGACCAGCAAGGCCAGCAGCGAGCCGGCGAGGAAGCCGGCCGAGCCUCCCAGAGUCUCCGAGGGCCAUCCCAGACCCCGGCCCCAGACUGAGUCGAAGGCGAAAGUGCUUGACCUCACUUCCCUGGCGGAGCAGAAAAGGGAGGAGAGAAAAGUGAACAGUAACAACAAUAACAAAAAGCAGCUGAACCACGUCAAGGAAGAACGGUUGAAUCCAGCCCCCCCAGAGCCCGCCUCCCCCAGUGAACACCCUCAGGACAGCAAGCUGGUGCCUGUGGACUCUCCGCAGCCCAAGGGCAAGGGCAAGAAAAACAGGAAGAAGAAAGGAGACAGAGUCAGCAGUUCAAUCGAUGAUGUCUUUCUGCCUAAAGAUAUCGACCUAGACAGUGUGGAUAUGGAUGAGACAGAGAGGGAAGUGGAAUAUUUCAAAAGAUUCUGUUUGGAUUCCGCUAGACAGACCCGACAAAGACUAUCCAUCAACUGGUCCAAUUUUAGCUUGAAAAAAGCCACUUUUGCUGCCCACUGAAUGAGGACCACCUGGAGAGGGACGCGCGGAAGGUGGGCCAGGCCCCGGAGCUGCUGUGCUUGCCCAGGGCUGUGCCGGGUGGGCCACCGCACCUGAUGCCCCCAGACCGAGAACUCGCCGCUCGGCCUGUGUCAGUGGCUCGUGUGCGUGUAUCUGUGAGUGAGGCGUGAGCACAGCGCCGGCCGUCGGAUUGCAACAGUAGCUCCCGCCGGCUUCCCACUGCGCGGCCCAGGAGCCGGGGCCGUGGCCAGAGACGCGUUUCAUCAUCCACGUGGCUCGUUGCCUCUGCAUCUCGCCCUGUCCUGUCAUCUGUCCCUGCCAGGGCACUGCCGUCACUCAGCUCUCGUGUGCCCUGCGUCCCACCCAAAGCGGGCUGGGCGGGCAGGCGCUCUUCCGUUCUCCUCCACAAUCUACUGUUUAAGAGUGUACACGUUGCGCUGUUUGUGUCUGACCCCCCUGACUUGUAGCCAGCUUGUGUAAGAUCCCUUGCAGAAUGAGAAAGUUCAAAAACAAAACCCCACCCAGUACUCACACCAUCAAGUCUGUUAGAGAGUGUACGACUGUAUUAACACGGAGGCCUGCCUGGCUACUUUUUUAACAUAUUGUUAAGUAAUAUUAAAAUCAUGUCUUUCUUUUUGAAAGAUGGAAUACAUUAGUACAGCAGAAGACCUCGUCUGG
Messenger RNA from Enhydra lutris kenyoni (northern sea otter), 4963 nucleotides. Its product is annotated as family with sequence similarity 193 member A. The record is from RefSeq and is a predicted model, not a curated record. Lineage: Eukaryota; Metazoa; Chordata; Mammalia; Carnivora; Mustelidae.